UUCAUGUCUCUGACUUAGUGCUGGCCCCAAUCUAGGCUCCAGACUGGUAUGCGAGGUGCUUUUGGAAAGCCUCAGGGCACAGUGGCCAGGGUUCACAUUGGCCAAGUCAUCAUGUCCAUUCGCACCAAGCUGCAGAACAAGGAGCAUGUGAUUGAGGCCCUACGCAGAGCUAAGUUCAAGUUCCCUGGCCGCCAGAAGAUCCACAUCUCAAAGAAGUGGGGCUUUACCAAGUUUAAUGCAGAUGAAUUUGAAGACAUGGUGGCUGAGAAGCGGCUCAUCCCGGAUGGUUGUGGGGUUAAGUACAUCCCCAACCGUGGACCCCUGGACAAGUGGCGGGCCUUGCACUCAUAAGGGCUUUCACUGUGCUGCCGCCUCCUUACCUGCACCUGCUAAUAAAUCCCUACUUCUGGUCCAAAAAAAUA
This is a messenger RNA of Cynocephalus volans (Philippine flying lemur), 422 nucleotides long. Its product is annotated as large ribosomal subunit protein uL16-like. Lineage: Eukaryota; Metazoa; Chordata; Mammalia; Dermoptera; Cynocephalidae. Gene Ontology annotation, cellular component: cytosolic large ribosomal subunit; ribosome. Gene Ontology annotation, molecular function: structural constituent of ribosome. The transcript has a single exon. The coding region runs from base 49 to 351 and encodes 100 amino acids. Gene Ontology annotation, biological process: translation; ribosomal large subunit assembly. The record is from RefSeq and is a predicted model, not a curated record.